Molecule: messenger RNA, 972 nt
Organism: Seminavis robusta
Lineage: Eukaryota; Bacillariophyta; Bacillariophyceae; Naviculales; Naviculaceae
Source: the annotation of a GenBank genome assembly
AUGCUUGAUGACACUGCCGACAACCCGUGGGCUAGCGCUGCCAAUGAUGCGGCCAAAACGUCCCUGCAAGUGACAUCGACGGAAGCGACACCCGAAGAGGAAGAAGAAGUGGACCCCGACAGCUGCGGUUUCAUCACACUCUAUCAAGUAAUGCAAGUGUGGCACUUUCUGGAUAUUGUGCUGGGAGUUGUGAUUUUGAUUUAUGGUUCCGUCAUGGCUCAUUCCGCCUCUACGGUCGCCGUGGUAUUUAUCAUUGGCUCUGGAGUUGUCUUGACGAUUCGUGGUCUCAGCGGUGCACUGUCGCUGGGAACAGAAGACAUGUGCCACCGUUGUGGCUUGUCCUUCUCGGCCGGUGCCUCUCCCAUCAUGGCCUGUACAUGGUUUGUCUUGAUGUUCAUCAACUUGAUCCUUCCGGGUCAUGUCCGAAAAUACCUCGAAGAACAUCACAUGCUCUGGAAAUUUCUACAGAAUUGGGAAAAUUCACACAAAUUCGCACUCACACUACUCUUAUUUGGAGUCUUUCUUUUGGAAUGUGUACGAUGGCAAUUGGUCUUGAACUUGCAACGAAAAAUUCACAUUCUGGAAGCCAUGGAGGACGCCAGAGCCAGUGCGAGGGCAGCACGGCGCAAUCGAAUGGCGGAUCGACCAUGGUGGUUUUCUUCCAACAACGCACCGUCCGAUCCCAACGACCCCUUGACGGAUGCUUUGCUGCCUGUGACGGCCGAGCGACAUGAACCGCGACAACAAUCUACUGGCUGGUCCUUUUUGGGGAGACCCAAGCGCACCCAUCGUGUCAGUCAAAAUGUACGAGAAGAUGCCUCGGUCGAUUUUGCGUCCAUUCAAGAUGAUUGGGCCAGCCGUACCGAGGAAGACCCGUUCUGGUGGAGCCGAGAAGACGAUAGCACCGCACCACCCACAGAAGAAGUGUCGUGGACCAAGGACAGUAGUAAAAAGUCACCAACGAGAAGGUGA